Molecule: messenger RNA, 1215 nt
Organism: Didymosphaeria variabile
Lineage: Eukaryota; Fungi; Ascomycota; Dothideomycetes; Pleosporales; Didymosphaeriaceae
Exons: 1
Coding region: 1-1215 (404 amino acids)
Source: RefSeq, a predicted model, not a curated record
AUGCGCACAGCUGGUCUCGUGGUCGCCCUCGGCGGUCUCUUCAAUGUUGCCUUUGCAAACGUAGUCUGCAACACUGAGGCUGUGCACUCCAAGCCUAGGAUUAUCUCUGUCGCUGAAAAAGAUGGAUUCGCCAAUACCAUUGAGGAGGUCUGUAGCACCACCGACAGCUUUUCCGAAAGUCGAUCUGGAUCGACUGUUUUUACUAUUACUGGCACCGAUGAAGAUCUGGGCAGUGAUGACUGCGAGGCCCAAUUCCAUUCCAUCAUCGAGCAAUGUGUGGCGGGACACAACUUCGGAGGUGGCAGGCUCAUCGCCACUGAUGGGUUGACACUUGAGGUGUCCACUACCGACGCCGAAAAUCACGCUUUGGAGGCGAGGAGGUCCAGGGGUGGCAGUUCUCGCACUAGCAGGACUCGCACCAAGAAGACCAGGCCUAAGAAGACCAAGAAGACUAAAACCAAGAAGACCAAAAAGACCAAAACCAAGAAGCCAAAGACCACGAAGCCGAAGACCACGAAGCCGAAGACCACGAAGCCGAAGACCACGAAGCCGAAGACCACGAAGCCGAAGACCAAGAAACCCACCACCAAGAAGCCCAAGACCAAGAAGCCGACCUCAUGCCCCCUCCCCAAGAAGAAGACCGGCAUCAAGCGAUUCGUCCCUGACUUCGUCCUCAAGCGUGCUGGUUCCUCUGCUGCUGGCGCCGCUGGCUGCAGCGUCCCCGAAGAAGUCGACGCGAGCAACGCCUUCAAGUCCCUCGCCAAAGAUUUCCCCAACGCUAAGAACGGCGAGUUCUACAAGUUUACCUCCAAAUCCCCCUUCACCGAGCCCGGCCCCAACGAAACUGAGGACGAACUCAAGGCUCUCCAACGCGCACUCGGUUUCGACCACAUCGCCGUCGUAGUCGGCGAGGUCAAGAUUACGGAGAGGAUAACCGGCAAGGGUGCCAACAAGAAGAAGAUCAUCAAGAAGGACUUUGCGGGAAGCAUCAUUGAUCUUAUCAAGAAGACGAGCGGUGCUGCGGAGUAUCGGGAGAAGGUUUUCGCGCCGAAGAAAGUGUUCACUCUACAUCAGGGAGCGAAGACAUCGAAGGCGAAGGCGGCCAAGGCGAAAGCCAAGGGCAAGGAGUAUUUCGUGCAAGCGGCGCACAAGGAGUACAGCGUUUCCACCAACAACUGCAAUACUUUCGCUCAGGACUUGUUGAACGACAUUUAA